AUGAGUUUGUCUUCUUCUCGUCUCAUGCAAUCGGCAACUGCUUGGAUCCGCACGAGGUUGGGCGAGGUCGGCAAGCUGGCAACAUUCUUCACCUUCUAUGCUCUGUAUGCAUGGAAGGUGUAUCAUCACCAGGUGUGCGGGCGUGAUGAUCCAGGACUAUACCCCUGUCCGCCAGCCUGCUUAUGGCGCCGAUUCGGGUAUCAUUGGCGCAAUCCCGGAACCAUCCUGUCGGUGGUUCUUUUCCAGCCAAGGGAUCCUGCUGACCGACACGACGGCCUCAGCUGCGCCACAUUUUUCAUCGGUGGCCUCCUCGCCGUCGCGCUGGGACCCGCCACGGCAGAUGCGCGCCGCAGUUGCAAUUGGCGUCUCGCCUGGCUGCUGACGUGCGUGCUCCUCCCCAAGGGUUUCCUUAUCGGCUACGGCCUCGCCCGACCCUCUGCUAGCAUGGGCUCAGCAGUCAACACCAUGUUGCCGCGGCACACGGCCAUUGCGCUCUGGCUCUCUCUGGCGUUUCCGUUGUCCUGGCGGCGUCAGGCGCUGCUCUCCGCCUUGUACGUCCUCCACAUGCUGGUUAUCAUUCACCUGGCAGCCACGCGUACGGGACUGCCUUGGCCGUACAGCGGCGUGUCGCGCACGCCGGCGGCCGUGUCUGUAUAUUUGAUCCUGCUCAGCGUGUUGGCGGUGGCGGUGGCGGCUGCCUGGGACUGGCGGCUUGCGGGGCGCCCCGCUACCGCGGCGGCACCACGGAAAAUGGACACCAAGGGCCCCAGCGCAGCCGGGGGCUCAGCGGAUAUAUUCGGCCAAGGCUCUGCUGACGGAGAAAAGCCAGGUCAUCGAGGGGGGGUCGGCCGCACCCGGAAAGUGCUGACGGAGGCGGCGCGGCGGCUGGGAACCCUCCGCCAGCGCAGAGCGGCAGCAGCGGUGCCCGUGGCGGCGGCGCUAACUGUCACCGCCGCCGCCACCAGCUGUACGGACGCUGACGGCGACACCAUCGCGGGAACCUCCGCGGUGGAUGAUGACGGUGAUCAUGAUAUUGUCUAUGGAGCUCGAGGAUUAGGGGCCAUUGCGCCCAAACUUAGAACCGCCGAGUCUCAUGCAGGUCUUGUGCAAUUGCCCGUCGCCGGCGCCGGUAUGAGCGGCGGCGGCGGUGGUAGCUCUGCGGCUGUGCUGCUACAGCCAGAAGGUGAUUCGGCUGCGGCCGCCGUCCCGGGCUGGUGUGUGGCGCGCUACCGCUUGAAGCCGCAGCUGCGUUACCGCUCCGUCGUCAAACCAACUAGGAUGCAUAUCAAGAUGAGUGGCGUGACGCCACAGCAGCUGCAUCCCGGAGUGGUUGCCGUACUGUCGGAAGAUCUGGGAACGCGGGGAUUCUUGCUGGGGGACUUAGCGGUGCGCAGCGGCUGCAUUGAAGCAGUUCUGGAGCUGCAUGACAUUGGCGGCGGCGGUCGCCUGUACGACAGUGAGCUUCACGUUGACCUUGUCCGUCGUGUUGUCUUGGUGCUGGCGGCGGCGACGGGUGGGAUCGCUGCCGCUGCGGCGGCGAAGCGGCCCGUGCAGGUGCAUGUGGCCGGGGUGUCGUACCUAGUAACGUUUGUCGGCGACAUCGGCGACGCCGGCGGUCAGCACAGCGCCUACACCGCGGUAGUCGACGACCGGGGCAACUCGCAUCCUGUUCUCCCCGCGGCAGCCGCAUCUCAGGCAUUGUGUGGUGCGGCUGCCACUGCCCUCUCCCCCGCUGCCGCCCGGCCGCACUUGGCUGCCGUGCUGCCGCCGUGUAUGACCUUGGCGCCGCUGGCCGCGACCCGGCAGGGCUUUGCCGCCGGCGAAGAUCUAACGUACUGCACGACUGCGGUGGGUGCACUUCCGGUACCGGUGGCGGCGACGGUGGCGGCGACGGCAACGGCAACGGCGGCAGCUGAGGGUGUCUUUUGCGGUGCAGCGGCCACCCAGUUGGAGUUUACGCUGAUUGUCAGCCACCACCACCACAGCCUCCCGUCUGCCAGGGCCUUAGGUAGGAGUUGCGACGCGGCGGGGCCCACAUCGCCGCCAAUGCCGCCCCCGUUACGUGAAGUGGUCGCCUGGCAGCGCGGUUGCUUCCUGCCGGUCACCAUUGUGGAGGAGGAGGAGGAGGAAGAGGAGGGGGAGGAGGGCGUACGGCAGCCCUCCCGGGGGGCCCAUCUGCGCAAUCAACUCAGGAACAGGGCCUUUCGGUCGUACAGAGUACGAGUGGAUGCCCGCGAUAUUCAGUAUGGACUGCUUUCUUUUGGAUUCGGGGGUAGUGGUGGCGACGAAGUGGUGUCGGCAGAAGGCAGCGGCGCCGUACCCCCGGCGCCUCCGAGGGAUUUUGCCGGCUGUGCGCUGCUACUGCCGCCGGGCCUGGCCGCCAUUGCGGACGAGCUGCUACAGCCCCUGACGGAGGACCUGACGGCGAUGCUGACGGAACGCGACGCCGACGGCGUGCAGUCUGUGGUAGAUUUCCUUACUGACCUGGCGGCCUGGCUACUAUCGCACGGCGGUACGACAGCCCUGCUGCCCCGUACGGUGACCCCGACGGGUUUCCAGCUGGCGACGCCGCCGUGUUCGCCGCGGCCGGCGCUGACCGAGGAGAUGGGCUGGACGGCGCCGCCGCCACCGUCGGCUGCAGCUGCUACUGCUGGUGCUACUGCGGUGGCAGCGGCGGCGGAAACCUGGGGUUGCAGCGGCAACAGACAUAGCAGCACUGCAGCCCUCAGCACUAGUGCACUCGGCACCAGUAGUACCUGGUGGGCAUGGACGGCAUACGGUCUCGUCCCAAGUACGGAUACUGAAAGCGAAGUCAGGUUAUUGACCACGAGCCAUACACAGCUGACGACACGGUGUCCAGAAGACACCACUAGGGGGGUCGGUCCGGGUGUGAAGAACGAUAACAAUGAUAAUAAUGAUGACAAUCAUAAUAACAACAGCGAUGCGAUGCCACGUGCAAUUUCGUGGGGCAGUCUGCCAUCCGCUUCGGAGGACUUGCCGUACGUGUACGACGUAUCCAGCACUGGCGGAGUGUGCCGUCCGGAGGUUGGUUCGGGGACUUCGUUUGGCGAUGGAGAUAGAAACUGGCACCGGACAGAGGAAGGUGGUGGCGGCGGCGGUGGCGGCGGCGGCGGCGGCGGCGGUGGCGGUGGCGGCGGCACCGAGGCCCUGGUGGGAACGGAAGGAUUGGAGGGGGGAGGAGCGGGAGAAGAAGGAAACAUCGGACGAACUGUAGCAGCAGUCUCCCUGGACACGUCGAGUCGGUAUGUGGCUGUAGCAUCGGCUGCGGAGGCCACAGAGCCGUUAGCCUCCAGGCCCCGAAUGCUUGACGGGGCGCGACUGGACCUGCGGGCGGCCAUGAUCGCAGAUGCCGUACGACUGGCGCAGGGCAAGGCAGAUACGACAAGCGCGGGACGGCGCGCACGGGAGGAGCGGCACUGGCGUCUGUUGGAGUAUGCCGUACAGUGCGGUUGGCUGACGGUGGUUCAGCUAUUGCUAGGGCAACAUGGCAUGGUGGCAGGUGGCGAGUGUGGCGGUAGCGCAUGUUCGUACAACGGUUGGCGGUUGGAGCUGGCCGAGCAAUUCCAUUAUGGUAUGGUGGGCGUCAUGGAGCCCACUUUGCUGCACUGCGCCGUCGGCAGCGGUGUGCCGGCCGUCGUCGACGCCGUGGUGGCGGCGGCCCAGAUGUACGGUGUGUACGGUCAUCCAUGCGGCAUGUACGGCACAUGGACAACGCUCGCACGUCUACCAGGGCCGUGGAUGCCGUCACCGCCGUCACCGCCAAUGGCAACGGCAAAUGUGGCAGAUGGGGUUGUGACGCCGCUGGAUGUCGCCAUGUCGCUGCCCGACGGCGGCGUCAUGUUGUCGUACAUUCUAGAGCGGUACCCUGCUGCUGCCGCUGCCAUCGCCACCGUUGCAGAGUAG
This is a messenger RNA of Volvox carteri f. nagariensis, 3924 nucleotides long. RefSeq lists its product as uncharacterized. Bases 1 to 3924 code for a protein of 1307 amino acids. The transcript is spliced from 6 exons. The record is from RefSeq and is a predicted model, not a curated record. Lineage: Eukaryota; Viridiplantae; Chlorophyta; Chlorophyceae; Chlamydomonadales; Volvocaceae.